Messenger RNA from Durusdinium trenchii, 1182 nucleotides. Lineage: Eukaryota; Dinophyceae; Suessiales; Symbiodiniaceae. The record is from the annotation of a GenBank genome assembly.
GAAAAAUGGUGGCCAACUGGUCACGACCUCACUUCGCUACUUGGCGACGAAAUGAUGCGUUCUUGCUUCCGAAGUGGCUCAAGACGGAACUCGGGGCCCCUCGGCGCCGCGGGACGACGGCGUCUGUCGCACGGAAUGGCCGCACGGAGAGAGACUUCGGCGGCGACGGAGCAAAGGGGAAGCGCCUUGUUGUUUGAGACGGUGCGCAUGAUCCGCCAGUGGAUCGACUGCAGCUUCUGCGCCUCGGGCGAUGCGCGCAUUCGCCGAAAAGGCCUGAUGAAGGCGCGCUUCACGGUGGACCUCUCGGAGAGCAUGUGGCAGGAGCUGCAGCUCUUCAUCAAGGCAUCCUUCGCAUUGUCGCGUUUGGAGAUCAAGAGGUCCGAGAAGGAUGGCAAGUCCUGCGUGGAAGUGACGCUGUCAGCGGAAGCGCGGGAUGUCUAUUUGCAGAAGCAUCCAGAGCUGCGCGCCAAAGCAGCUGCCGCCGAUGGUGCCGCCGAUGGCUCGCCGACGGCUCGGGAGGAGGCGCUGGAGACGAUGCCUCCAGCUAAGCGCGUGAAGCUCUCGGAGGCGCCAGCGCCUUCCAACGUGGCGUCGCCGCAACGUGCAUGCGCAGUGACAGGGUCGCCCGUGGGUCGUGGCCCCGAGAAGGAACUGGCACCCAAGAUGGUCUCCGAGGGCAUGACUGGCCUGGAGGAGGCCCGAGACGCGCUGAAGCGCGCGCUCAAAGAGAAGAAAGGGCACAAGGAAGCGCUGGCCUGGUUGAAGGGCCUCCAGCACCGCCAAGUCACUGCCCGGGAGUUGCAACACACGCGCAUCGGCCUCGUGGUGAAUGAGUGGCGCAAGGAGAAGAAGACCUCGGUGUCAACCUUGGCCAGCCACCUGCUUUCUCUGUGGAAGAAGCUGUGGCUUGAAGCCCAGAAGGCGCCAAGCACCUGAGCAGCGUUUGACCCGGCUCUGCUGCAUUUGACCCGGGUGGGCAGGGCUGUGCCUUCCUGGUCGUUGGGGUGAACUGUUUCGACGUGUUUCGACCCUGAAGUUCUCCACGCCAGGCAUUAGAAAACCCAUGGCAGUUGGUGCGUUUCCUUCCUUUCCCUUUGCAAUCCUACGAGGUUUCUAGGGUGCUAGCAGCCAAUCUACCUUAAACUUUAAAGCCAUAAAUAAUGUGGAGAGUGUUCUUUGGAC